AUGACUGACGGAAAUUUAAUCAUGGCUUCUGCAAAUGGGUUGAUAGAUAAAUCAAAGGAACUCCAAAAGGAAAUCCUUAUGGAGAAAUUGAGAUCUAAAACAUCUCAAUUCAAAAAUUUGUCUGAGACCUCUAAAGCUGUGAGAAUGGCGAUGCUGGAUAAAAGAUGGGGUGUGGACAGCGCAGAUAGAAUGAUACUCCAAAAAUGUCUAGACAGCUUACAACAUUGUAUAAAAAUUACUUCACUGCAAAGUCUUAUAGAAAGGCUUGAAUGUCUUUCAAGACAACUUGGAUUGAAAUUUGUUGUGGGGACAUCAGGCGUGAAUCUCUUUAUAUCAUCAGAUAUGUUUUAUUUAGAAAUCCUUGUUGAAUCAUCUGGAGGAGUUAAAGAUGUCAAAAUUCAUCAUGAAGGCAGGAUAGAGCAGCAAAGUUGUGAAGAACUGGUAAAUUGUAUAUCAAGAGGAGACUUUGCCGACUUUACCGCUCAGUUGGAGGGACUUACUGCUGUGUAUCAACUCAAUGCAGAAAAAAAGGUGAAAUGUAAAGCAUUCAGUGCCCUUCAGAGUCUGGAAGAAGAUCUUUGCACUUUACGACAUCUUCAGAACUACAUCAAGGACCCUUGGGCACAGGUUCAUAAGAGUCCCAUUGGUUUCCUACAAAAACGAAGAGGAGGUCACGCAAUGCGACUGACGUAUUUCGUAUCGCCGUACGAGCUGCUAGACAAAGAUAAAGGCUUACAGCCCCUCACUGUGGAUCUUCUUACAUUGGGCAAGCCAUCUGCUUCCAAUGGAUUAGCGUCGCUAGUGGCUCCCUCACACACCCCUAUAGGACAGUCGGCUACAGUGUUACUCGAAGGUUCUACUGCGAAUAAACUGCAGCUAUCGGCUAUUAUAUCAAACGGAGCACGAUCAGGAAAAGGAAAUGUUCCAAUAUAUGCUCAAUUGGUGCCUCAGAACAGUGCGAUGCUGCCCGCUUGUUUCACGUUGAAGCUCUCACAGCCCACACCGCUUUGCUCAGGACUAGCGAAGCUUAUACAUGCAACCACUGAGGUGGAAGUGGCAGGAGACUGGGCCAACGCGAAACCCAUGCUGGGUCUGGUUGCACAGCAAGCGUACAACAAACUGACACCCGGCAAGACCGUCGAGCUCAACCUCAGCAAAGGACUCUUUGUGAACCUGCCGGACCAGACGCAGUGCUACUUCGUGUGCGAGUCGCGCGGGCUGGAGGCGUGCGUGGUGUCGAGCGUGCCGUUCACGCACCCGUCGCACGUGCCGGCGCUGCUCGCCUGCCUCCGCCAGCAGGCGCUCUUCAACGCGCUGCUCGCCAGCUGCGUGCGUCUGCAGACCAAGCAAGUGGUGGAAUUGGAGAGCGUGUUGAUGUUCGAAGUGAGCGCGUUGUCAUGGCAACACAUAUCGAUCUCGCUGGAGCACCCGCUGGAGGAGAGCAUGGCGACGGUGGAGCUGGAGCUGUCGGACCCGGCGUCGCCGCGCGCAUGCGUGUACACGCUCAACACGCCCGCGCGCGACCACGUCGACGACUACAUCACUAAGGUGCUGCAGAAGAGCCACUCGAUACCGAUCACUUUGAGGUCAUUGAUAAAGAUUUGGGAUCGAGAGGCGGCCACGAAACAAAUGAACGGCGGUUAUUCGGCGCUAGAGCAAAAUUUUAGCUAUGGCGUGGGGGGCAUCGACCCCGGGGGCGAACGCGCCAAACACGAACCGACCACACUCGCGAGGCAAUCAGGCACGUACCUCUCGGAGCAGCAACAUCACUUAUCAAUGAUGUGCCAAGACUCUGCUGCUAGCGAGAGUAAAGCGCAAAUAAUAGAGGAGCGGAAAUCAAAAAAGCGGAAAGCCGAUUCCGAUGCGUGGCCCACCGGUCCAAAAAAGGGCAAGCCUGGCCUCAGUGACAUGAUGGACUCUGACAGUGAGAGUGACAACUCAGACGCCUACGUCAACGAAGACGACAAUACAAUCAACAGUAACUCGACGAACGAAGACAUAGAGGGUCAAGAGUCGUCCGUAUCGCAAAACGAAUUCGCGUCGGAUCUGGAACUGUCUGGAAUGGAUGCUACAGAUGCGCUAGGUGGCCAGGACAACCGGACCUCCUCCGACAUGGACAACUCCAACGAUGGAGACGUUGAAGACUUGAUUAGGAAUUCUUUUCAGAAGUCUGAUCACAAAAGGCAAAAGCUUAAAAAUAAAGAACCAGAAGUAAGAAGGAAUACGUCGUCCCUACUAUUAGACUUAACCGAAGGGAAGUCGUACAUGCCGUCGUCGGUUAGCAUUACCCCUAUAGGUUCCACUCCCUCAGGUACAGGAGCGACAGGAUCUGGAUCGAGUUUAUCUUCAAUGCUCUGUUUGGAUCGCAGGCCCGGGAUAGAGAUAAUUCCGAUCAGUUCAGCGGCACCGGCUGCCCUGCCCAGCUCGAUCACAAUAACACCCAUAACAUCAUCGCAAAUGAAAUCAAUGGAUGACCGAAUCAGAUCUGAAAAGAAGUCAAGCAAAUCCGGAGAAGAAAGGAGCAAAGAAAAGAAAAAGAAACGGAGGCGGGACGACUCUAUGGGGCCCCCGGAAAAAGUUCCGCCCAAACAAGAUCCGUUAACAAAGCCUGUCUCGGUGAGCAUCAAGCCUACUGACGGAUCCCCUUUAAGGCCCACGUCCCCAAACUCUCUGCUUAGAAAAUUUAGUCCAAGUCCGACUCACGGUCGCUCUGUGUCUAUAACAAAGUCUCCGAGCCCCAGUACAGUAAAGGGCCUAGGCAAACCCUCGGGAUCGUCUAGCCACCACAGUAGCCCCCGGCAUUCUCCAGUUCAGAAUAGCCCUAAACAUUUUCCUGGAUACUCGAGUCCAAAAAACCAUAGUAUAUCCUCACCGAAACACAGUUCGUCAGGUUCAGGAAAACCUAGCAUGUCGGCUUUAAAGUCGGCAACUAGCGGCUCACCAUCUGGCAAAUCUGGCACUACGGGUUACGACCUCUCAAAAAAGAUUUCUAAAGAUAGUUACGGGUCCAGCUCAAUGUCAUCAAGAGACAAAGAAAAGAAACAUUCUGGUUUGUCUUUUUCUAGUUCCGGUAGAAGUAGUCCGAAAUUAAAAAACCCCAUAAAGUUAAAACAGUUGGAAAUAACGCCCGUAUCUUGUGACAGUUCUGUUACUGAACCGUUAAUAUCCCCACCAAAUGUAGAAGUCAAGCCAAACGCAAGUCAAGCUCGUAAUAGAAAAGGUUCCCUAAGUGCUGUUAUAGAUAAACUUAAAUCUGCCCAACAUUGUGGUGGUGACGGGGAUUUAAGUUCUAAAUCUAGUGGAUCUUCGAGUAGUGUUAAUAAAUUUUCUGAUCAAAAAAACAGUUUACCAGGUGGCAGUACGAAACUCAGUGAAAGCAAAAAUCAGGAAUAUAUGGUCAAGCCCAGUUCGGAUGGUAUGAAAAUUACAAUUAAUAAAACUAGGAGUAAGGAGUCAUCGAGCAGUAGUUCAAAGUUAAAUUACAGCAGUUCAAGUUCGAGUAAACAGUCGUCUCCUCAACUCACGCCUCCUAGUCAAGGUUCACCCAAAACGCACACAGGACUUAAACCUGGCGUUAUAAGUGGGCCGGCCUCAAAAAAAACACAGGCGAUGCAGUCAUCUAAAUCCGGUAGCAUAACACCCGGCUCGACGCCACCUAAAUCUAACAUGAGCCCUUCGGAGUCAGCAGGCUCAAACCCAAACAUGCCUAAAGUGCCUUAUUCAAAGUCAUCAAGCAGCAGUAGUGCUGGUAUAAACCUUUCAAAAUCUGCUUCUAAGUCUAGUUCAGGUUCUCCCAAAAGCAGCAGCUCUGAUCUUGCUAAAAUCAUAAGAGAUCGAGAAAGGGAAAAGGCUAGGACUAAACUAAUGAGUAAUUCGGAAAAAUCAAUAUUUUCUUCAAAGUCCGAACGGCACUCUAGUCCUAGUGGUUCACGCGAUGAUGUAGACGGAGACAGGUACAAAUCUAAAGACGCAAAUUUUCUCGUUGAAGGUCUAAUCAAACCUCUAGACACGAGUAAAUUUCAAAUACCCAAGUUAAAAAACCAAAACACUCCCGACAAAAAUAGUCCAGCAGCACAAUAUGACAGCCGUUCCUUAGUAAAUGACUUCACUCGCAAUUUAGAACAAAAUAAGUAUGCUUUUUCUCAUUUUGAUAAUCCAAAUCGAACUGUGGAUUCGCUACAAAAAUCUGGUUACCCUUUAAAUGUACCCAAACCGAUGUCAGACAGACCACUGGAAUAUUCAAAAGCCUUAACAGAUAGUAUAGCUAAGGGGGAAAGUCCCCAACGAAAUAAAGACGACGUCAAAGAAAGUUGCUCAGGGCCCUUUCCUAUGAUGCCCCUUGAUUUCAAAACUGAUAUGGCGAAGGGGUUUCCCGCACCUAAAGGCAGCACAGAAGACAGGAAAGGCGCGGAUUCAUGUAUGAAACCUCCAGCUAGCGGGUCCGUGGCGAGAAGCGGGGCUACCACACCGCAAGAAGCCGCUGAAAUGCUUCUCGACUUUUCCUCCUCCUCAGGAAGCAAGGUAUCCGGAAUGGUAGCUGUUCGACCUGUAUACCCGGCGUCGCCUGCUCUAGCUUUACAAUUAGCUAAAAGUCCGGCUCCAUCGCCUUUAAUCGCCGCAUCGCCUCAUUCAAAUUCUCCCUGUAUCACCGAUGACGAGCUCAUGGACGAAGCCCUCGUCGGGCCUGGCAAAUGAGAACAGGUUGACCUCCCCGCCAAUGCAAGUAGCUCUGGCACUUUUAUGUACCGGUAAAAACUAUUCACCAGUUUUGAAAUAAUUACCGUAUAGCCAUUGAUUGUUCUAGCCGUGAAUAUGUGUUUAGUAUUAAAAGCUUUUGUUAUUUAUAAACUAUAUUUAUUUAAGUUAUGAUCCGAAUGAAUACAAUUCUCUCUUCUUUUUAAAUAUUUAAUAAUAUAACGUAUUUCAUGUUUUAACGACCACGUUUAUAAUAAUUAUGUAUUUAACAAAUUGUGAUUCGUAUAAAUGUUAUAGGAGGGCGAAGUGGUGGUGUCAUACCUUAAAAAUAUAAAAGACGUAGUUUACAUAAGUUCACAUGUUACUGGUUAUUGUUAACAAAAGAACCACUUUGAAAUAACUGCCAUGAAUGUAAUACAACUUUGUGUACAACAAUAUUCCUAAGUGACACAUAGCAAACAAAAUACAAUUUACAAUUAAUGUAAAUAGGUGAAUUUAUAUAAUAAUGGUAUUGAAUUGAUUAUAUUGAUAAGGCAUUUAUGUUUAAAGAUAAAUGAUUUUUUAUAAAUAAAUAUCAUAAAAAUACAAAAUAGUUUCCUA
Messenger RNA from Manduca sexta (tobacco hornworm), 5295 nucleotides. It is a transcript of the gene MED1, whose product is annotated as mediator of RNA polymerase II transcription subunit 1. NCBI's taxonomy places the organism in Eukaryota, Metazoa, Arthropoda, Insecta, Lepidoptera, Sphingidae. Gene Ontology annotation, biological process: regulation of transcription by RNA polymerase II. The transcript has 13 exons. Bases 1 to 4695 code for a protein of 1564 amino acids. The record is from RefSeq and is a predicted model, not a curated record. Gene Ontology annotation, molecular function: transcription coregulator activity. Gene Ontology annotation, cellular component: mediator complex.